AUGAAUCACAACUAUCCUACGUUAGAUCUAUCGACAUUACAAGAAUUUCAUCGACAAUACCGUGAACACCAAGCAAAAGUAUCUUACAAUCAAGAAUCGUUCAGUUCCACGCAACCGAAAUCAAAUAUUUCGUCUUACGAUGGCACUGAUGACCGUCAUCAUCGGGAACAAUCUAUGAUUGUGGAAGAAGAAUGUUCAGAUGAGGAUAAUGAUCAUGAAGAUGAUUGCCAUAGUGAAGACAAAACAAUAGUGAAUGAUGAAGAAAAACGAAAAGAAGAAGAAGAAGAAGAAGAAGAAGAAAAAGAAGACCAAAAAUGGAACGAAUUAAUUCAAAAUUAUAGGAACCAUAUUAAACAACUGGAACAAGGGAAGAAAAAAAAGCCUUAA
Molecule: messenger RNA, 387 nt
Organism: Rotaria sp. Silwood2
Lineage: Eukaryota; Metazoa; Rotifera; Eurotatoria; Philodinida; Philodinidae
Source: the annotation of a GenBank genome assembly